AUGGAGGCAAUAGACUGGCAAGAGGCAAAGGGAGGGCGGAUAAGGGAGAAGAGAGGUCAUCGAGCUUGCUACACACUCUCGCGAACCUCGCCUUUCGGUGAGCAUGUUACAUGCUCUCGCGUAACGGAGAACUUUAUAUCUAAACUCCAUGCCGUGAAACCCCACUUUCCCCUCUCCUCAUCCCCUCGCUCUCUCCUCAUCCCCCCCGCGCUCUCCUUGUUCUCCCCCCUCCCUCUCCUCGCCUCCCCCCGCUCUCCCCUCAUCAACCCCCGCCCUCCCCUCAUCAACCCCCCCCGUUCUCCCCUCAUCUCCCCCGAUCUCCCCUCAUCCCCCUCCGCUCUCCCCUCAUCUCCCCCGUUCUCCCCUCAUCCCCUCUCCGUCUCACCCUCAUCCCCCUCCGCUCCCCCCUCAUCUCCCCCGCCCUCCCCUCGUUUCCGCCUGCUCCCGCCCCCCCUGUCCUCCCUUCAUCUCCUCAUAUUCCCUUUGCCUUCCCUCAUCCCCCCCACUCUCCCCUCGUCUUUCUUCCCACUCACCCCUCAGCUCUACUCCUGUUUACCCCUCAUACCCCCUCCGAUCCCUUCCUCCCUUUCGCCUGAAGUGGCAUGGGCCAACCUUCUUGGAGUUACCGUGGUGCAACCUGGCCUGGAGCGGCAUGGGGCAUCAUUCCUAGGGUCACGGAGGUGCAACCUGGGUAACCCCUUCCCCCUCUGCUUCUCCCCUCCCUUAUCACCCCUACCCACUCACCCCUCAUCUCCCCCACUCCCCUCAUUUCGCAUGAGCCUGAAGUGGCAUGAGACAGCAUUCUUAGAGUUACCGAGGUGCAACCUGGGUAACCCCUUUCCGCCUCUGCUUCUCCCCUCCCUUAUCAACCCUACCAACUCACCCCUCAUCUCCCCCACUCCCCUCCUUUGGCAUGAGCUUGAAGCGGCAUAA
Closterium sp. Naga37s-1 is the source of this 933-nucleotide messenger RNA. NCBI's taxonomy places the organism in Eukaryota, Viridiplantae, Streptophyta, Zygnematophyceae, Desmidiales, Closteriaceae. The record is from the annotation of a GenBank genome assembly.